Messenger RNA from Cryptomeria japonica (Japanese cedar), 3300 nucleotides. Its product is annotated as E3 ubiquitin-protein ligase WAV3. The coding region runs from base 543 to 3023 and encodes 826 amino acids. The transcript has 2 exons. The record is from RefSeq and is a predicted model, not a curated record. NCBI's taxonomy places the organism in Eukaryota, Viridiplantae, Streptophyta, Pinopsida, Cupressales, Cupressaceae.
CUAAGGACGUUGACCCUAAAUGAAACCACGGGAAUACGUGUACACGUGCCGGUUUGGGAAAUCACAAGCAAAACGGUAAUAAUAAGAUUGGCAUGAUUAGCAGAUGAUCAUCAUCUGCAUCUGCAUCUGCAUCUUCAUCAUCCCCCAUUUCAUGGCAUCUGGACAUGAUAAAUAAUAGGUAAUCAAGCAUCUGUAUUUGCAAUCAAAGGGGGGAGAGAGAGAGCAGCUGUUAGAGCAGAGAGCUUUCGCUUUUGCAGGAGAUAUUUGCAGGUGGAUUUGGGGUUUGGACUUUAGUCGCCACUUGUAAAAAGAGGCAGCGGAUUAGGCGGUUGAAGGAACGGACAAGGGAACGAGGGGAGGAUAAAGAAUUGGAGGAGAAGGUGCAGGAGGAGAGGGAUAAUGAUGAAGAUGAUGAGGUUUGUCCGAUUCGGUGUUUGAAGGCGAUGGAAGCCAUGCUUUUGGCAACCUGUGCACCUGCCCGGUUUGUCUGCUUGGGCUAAAAACAGGCCAUCCUGGGGAAAAAAAAGGAUUUUGGAAAGAUUAUGGGGACCGGGUGGAGAAGGGCUCGAAACGCUCUGGGGCUUACGGUUUGUACAUCGAUUCCUCGAGAUGACCUUGACGCUUUGGAUUCUGCUGCUGCGACUGCGAGUCCCAGAGCGCCUGCGGAUUGUAGUAGUGGUAAUGGCGGUUUUGGUGCCCCGAUGUUGGGUUUUGCAGAAGGCGGGGGUAGUAGUUGUGUUUCCAGUCCAAGAUUGCAGCAAUUGGAAAAUGUUGGCAGUGCCUCUAGGCUGCAGUGCCAGACUAGUCCUAGCCCGCGCCUGCGGUGCCAGACCGGUGGGAAUAGCUCAAGGGUGCAGUCUUCGCUCUCUCAGGUCUCCGGUUCGAGUCCCAGAAUGUGUUCUCAGUCGCAGUGUAGCCCUAGGUUGCAAUGCCGGACCAGUGCGAGUCCUAGAGUGAGGAAUAUCGAGAAUGUUCCGCUUACUGAAGGUUCUGUUCCUUCGUCCCCGAGGUCGCCUUCCAGAUUGAGCUUGCUCAGGAACAGUAUCAGGCUUUCCAGAAGUACCUGUGCAAUGUGCUUACAGACGAUGAAGCCUGGGCAAGGGCACGCAAUAUUUACAGCGGAAUGUUCUCACGCUUUCCAUUUUCCUUGCAUCGCUUCAAACGUGAAGCAUGGAAACCUGGUAUGCCCCGUUUGCAGGGCAAAAUGGAAGGAAGUACCAUCGCAGGUGACCGUCAGCGUGGCUCACAAGGAAGUAAAAGCCGAGAGAACCUCAGUGCUCACUCCUAGAAGCAGCAACCGAAGAACCAGUAAUAAUAUUGAUAAUACAUCUGAUAUUUCUUCAGAAUCGUCCUUUACUCCCAGAGGAAGCAGGCAAAUUGCUCCAUCCGAACCCCUUUACGACGACGACGAGCCUUUGGAUCCAAAUCCGAGGUCAAAUGGAGCCACAACAGCAUUCAGUACAAUUCACGAAGAAGAAGAGGAGUUCGAAUUCAAAGGUUUCGUGGUCGAACCCGAGGCCGUCCAGAACAAAGACGCCUCUUCAGAAACCAGCGCUCUGAGAAGAAGAAAUGUGGAGAUUUCAAUACAGCCGGAGGUUCAAGUCCUCGCCGCUGGUAAAUCAUGCGAAAAUUUUACAGUCCUAUUGCAGGUAAGAGCUCCGCCUGCAAACCCCCCGCAGCAGAAGACGAUGAAGCAAAAUUCACCCUCAUUAAUCCUGGAUCCAAAUUACCGCGCAUCCAUUGAUCUUGUAACCGUCCUGGACAUAAGCGGCAGCAUGUCAGGAACGAAGUUACAGCUGCUAAAACGGGCAAUGAGGCUGGUAAUUUCUUCACUGAGCCCCGCCGACAGGCUGUCGGUGGUAGUUUUCUCGGCUUCCGCCAAGCGCGUAUUUCCGCUGAGGCGCAUGGCUCCGCAGGGGCAAAGGGCCGCUCGCCGUGUGAUCGACCGCUUAGUCUGCAGCGAAGGCACAAAUGUUCCGGACGCCUUAAAGAAAGCAGCGAAAAUCCUCGAAGAUCGCCGCGAACGAAACCCUGUAGCAUCCAUUAUGCUGCUUUCAGACGGACAAGACAAGCGGAGCUUCAGCACUCCUGCAUCAACACACAGUGACCUAGCUUCCAUCAGACAAAGCACUCGCUACGGUCACAUUGAGAUCCCUGUGCACGCUUUCGGCUUCGGAAGCGACCAAAGCGCGGCCAAAAUGCAUGCAAUUUCUUCUGAAUCUGGUGCCGAAGAUGCCUUCGCUCAAUGCAUCGGGGGCUUAUUAAGCGUCGUUGUCCAGGACGUCCAGCUGACAGUCUCCUGCUGUUCCACGCCCGGGGUUGAGUUGCAGAGCAUUUAUGCCGGGAGCUUUCAAACCAGGGUUCUCGACGACUACGGAACUGUAAAGCUCGGAGAUCUGUACGCAGACGAAGAAAGAGACAUAAUUGUGGAGCUUAAAGUUCCAGCGGUCAGGUAUCCUAAUUCCAUGAAUGUUCUCAGUGUGAAUUGCUCUUUCAAGGAUCCUGUCACACAGCAAGUAAUGUACGGGAAAGAACAGUCUUUAUCCAUCCCACGCCCGGAAAGCACCCGUGGCUUCCCUAACUGCAUCAACUUUCAAGUCGACAAGUACAAAAUUAAGCUCCGCACGGCACAGGCCAUUGGCGAGGCUCGAACCAUGGUCGAUCGCGGUGACGCCAACGGAGCCCAACAGGUCCUCUAUAAAGCAAAAGCAAUGUUGAACUGUGCUGCCGCGACACGAACCGUGGACCAGAUGCGAAGUGCCUUGGAGGCGGAGAUUAAGCGUAUUCAGGCCAGAAUGAUCCGCGAGAGAGAGAGCCGCGAUCGACUGCACAGAGAACCCGCCACCCCUACAUCUUCUUCAGUACUGGAUAUCAUCAUGCGCUAUGAGACGGACAGCAAUGGCGAAGCGCUCACUCCAACCUCAGCCUGGAGAGCAGCAGAGAGGCUCGCCAAGGUCGCCAUGAUGCGGAAAUCUUUAAACCGGGUCAGUGAUUUGCACGGCUUUGAGAACGCAAGGUUUUAAUUCUUUUCAUGCUCUUUUCAUUUGGUGAGAAUAAAAUUUUAUUCGCGAUUACUGUGCACUCUGCCUCUUUUGGCUCACCAGACGCCGGAAUUUCCAUGAAAUUUCCAGUGCGCUUGCUUGCAUUUCAAAUUUGUACAAAAUACGAGCCUGUAGAGCGCUGUAGUGAUUUUACAGACAUUCCACCGCUCUCUCCUUCCUUCCCUUGUAAUGUAUUCCAACGAGCUGGAAGUGGUUUGCCUGAAUGAAGUACCUAGUAAAACUAUGGUUUUCGCUUUAA